Molecule: messenger RNA, 2344 nt
Organism: Papaver somniferum (opium poppy)
Lineage: Eukaryota; Viridiplantae; Streptophyta; Magnoliopsida; Ranunculales; Papaveraceae
Exons: 2
Coding region: 48-1880 (610 amino acids)
Source: RefSeq, a predicted model, not a curated record
UAAGUUUCACUUAAGUUGUGAGGGUGAGAAAGUGAGUGAGAAAGACAAUGAAGAUUUCAGUAGUUUUUUUGUUUGUUGUAUCAGUUGUAGUUUUCACCUUUUGUGCUUCCGUCAAUGGCUCAAACAAAGAACAAUCACAAAAAAUUUUGCCAAGGAAAUUGAUCGAGGUGAAAGAGGGUGCUAAGAAUUAUUGGAUGGAUGCUAAAUGGUCCAAAGAUAAUUGCAAAGACAAAGACAAAGAAAAUGAUUGUAAAGAUAAUUGCAAAGACAAAGAAAAUGAUUGUUGCGAUUGCUGUUGCGAAAAUAACGAUAAAAACAAAAACAACUGCAAAGACAAAGACGACUGUUGCUGUAAUUACUGCUGCAACAAAGACAACUGCCUAAAAAAUUGUUGCUGCCGUAGCUGCAAUGGAUCUUGCAAAGGUGACAACGAUAAAGAUGACUGCAAAAAGAAAGACAAUGACGACCAGGACUGCAAGAAAAAGGACAAUGACAAGGAAGACGACUGCAAAAAGAAUGAAGAUGAGGAGGAUGACAACGAAAAUGAUGACAGCAAAAAGAAUGACAAUGAGAAAGACUGCAAAAAGAACGAUGCCGAUGACUGCAAAAAGAAUGACGAUGAGGGCAGCAAAAAGAAGAACGACGGCGAUGACUGCAAAAAGAAGGACGAUGAACACUGCAAAAAGAAGGACGACGAAAACUGCAAAAAGAACGACGGGGAUGACCGCAAAAAGAAUGAUGAUGAGGGCUGCAAGAAGAAGGAAGAUGAAAACUGCAAAAAGAAGGACGAUGACUGCAAAAAGAAUGAUGGCGAUGAUUGCAAAAAGAAUGACGAUGAGGGCUGCAAAAAGAACGACGAAAACUGUAAAAAGAACGACGGUGAUGACCGCAAAAAGAAUGACGAUGAGGGAUGCAAAAAGAAGGACGAUGAAAACUGCAAAAAGAACGACGAAAACUGUAAAAAUAACGACGGUGAUGACCGCAAAAAGAAUGACGAUGAGGGCUGCAAAAAGAAGGACGAUGAAAACUGCAAAAAGAACGACGAAAACUGUAAAAAGAACGACGGUGAUGACCGCAAAAAGAAUGACGAUGAGGGCUGCAAAAAGAAGGACGAUGAAAACUGCAAAAAGAACGACGAAAACUGUAAAAAGAACGACGGUGAUGACCGCAAAAAGAAUGACGAUGAGGGCUGCAAAAAGAACGACGAUGAAAACUGCAAAAAGAACGACGAAAACUGUAAAAAGAACGACGGUGAUGACCGCAAAAAGAAUGAUGAUGAGGGCUGCAAAAAGAAGGACGAUGAAAACUGCAAAAAGAAAGACGAUGAAAACUGCAAAAAGAAUGACGACCACAAAAAGAAUGACGGCGAUGACUGCAAAAAGAAAGAUAAUGAUGGCUGCAAAAAGAAUGAUGACAAUGGCGGCAAAAAGAACGACGAUGAUUGCAAAAAGAACGACGGCUGCAAAAAAAACGACAAAGAUGACUGCAAAAAGAAAGACAACGACGACUGCAAGAGAAAAGACAAUGACAAAGAUAAGAGAAACUGUAAAUGCGAUUGUACAUGUUGUUGUGUGACUGAAAAAAGCUGCUGCUGCUGCUGUAACAACAACAACAAUAAAGAUAAGAACGACUGUAAAAAGAAUUGCUGCAGCAAUAACAAGUGUAGGUGCAAGAAAGACAACUGCAAUGGCGACUGUGGAGAUGACAACAAUAAGUGCAAAAGUGAUUGUGGUGAUGAUAAGAGCUGCAAGUGUUGCAAUUGCAAAUGCGAUUGUGAUGAUAAUAACGGAAAAGAUUGCAAAGACAAUUGCGGAGGUAAUAACAACAACCACGGCGCAAGUGAUAUCAGUGAUGAUAAAUCUUCAGAUGCAAAAAAUUAAACCGGUGUUGCUCAGGAUAAUAAGGAUAUCACCGGAAAUAAGUCUUAAGAAGUUCGAAAUUCUGAUCGACACUGAAACGACUGAAUGGAAGUAUUGAACUAUGGUCAGAAACUAUCUGGUAACUGAGAAAACAUGUCCUAUAUGGCUUUCCACACAGAAUCUAUCGGAACCAAUUAAUCUGCUUAUGUAUGACGUGUGACCGGAACCAAUUAAUGUUUGGAGAAGUGAUGAUGCCGUGUGACUGCUGGUAUUCAUUCUGCAGGUGAAGGCCCUGGAGCCUUUGGUUUCUCCUUUUCGUCUGUCAAAAAGAGUAUCACAACACAGCUGCUCUUCUUAUCUUUGUCUCUUUGGAGCUUCGUUUUACUUUUCUUUGUAUGUUUUUCCUUUUCUUUUUCUUAAUAUCUUAACCUUUGUCCUCAAAAAAACAGCUGCUCUUCUUUUAAGCACAUAGCCUCCAUAUGAAC